This is a messenger RNA of Heterocephalus glaber (naked mole-rat), 2736 nucleotides long. It is a transcript of the gene Irak4, whose product is annotated as interleukin 1 receptor associated kinase 4. Gene Ontology annotation, biological process: signal transduction; protein phosphorylation. Gene Ontology annotation, molecular function: magnesium ion binding; protein serine/threonine kinase activity; ATP binding. NCBI's taxonomy places the organism in Eukaryota, Metazoa, Chordata, Mammalia, Rodentia, Bathyergidae. The record is from RefSeq and is a predicted model, not a curated record.
GCUACAAAGGCCUUCUACACUAGGAAAAUAGGGCUAGCAGCUCAGCCGGAUCUACCUCAUGUCCAAGUGGAGCGUUCCUCAGCACUACGGAGUGCGCAUGCCCGAAAGCCCUAAAAUUUUUCAGCCUCCGACGGGGCAGAUUUAAAGCGGCCCUACACAAGGCUCUCACUUUUGCUCACCUAGAUUAUCACAAAGUUUUCAAACUCGUCUCCUUGCCUUGAUAUACAUCUCUGCUCCUUUUUAUCCAGAGGAAUCUACCUAAGAAAAUAAGAUUGUAUGACACACCUCCUUAAAACUUCUGACAUGGCUUCCCUGUCUAGAAGAUGAACAAACCAAUAACACCAUCAACAUAUGUGCGCUGCCUCAAUGUUGGACUAAUAAGGAAGCUGUCGGAUUUUAUUGAUCCUCAAGAAGGUUGGAAGAAAUUAGCUGUCGCUAUUAAAAAACCAUCUGGUGAUGAUAGAUACAACCAGUUUCACAUAAGGAGAUUUGAAGCAUUAGUUCAAACUGGAAAAAGUCCCACUUCUGAGUUACUGUUUGACUGGGGUACCACAAAUUGCACUGUUGGUGAUCUUGUGGAUAUUUUGAUCCAAAAUGAGCUUUUUGCUCCUGCAAGUCUUUUGCUGCCAGAUGCUAUUCCCAAACCUGUCAAUACUGUACCAUCUAAAGAAGCUGUAACGGUUCAGCAGCAACACAUGCCUUUCUAUGAAAAAGGGACCACACCUCCAGCACCCGUGCAGAGCCUUGACCAAGACCAUAUCCCACGUGACUCCUCAAGUUCAGAAAAUAACAGUUUAGAAGUUAGUGAUACACGUUUUCAUUGUUUUUCAUUUUAUGAAUUGAAGAAUGUCACAAAUGACUUUGAUGAGCGACCUAUUUCUCUUGGUGGCAAUAAAAUGGGAGAGGGAGGAUUUGGAGUUGUGUAUAAAGGCUGUGUGAACAACACAACUGUGGCUGUGAAGAAGCUUGCAGCAAUGGUUGACAUUAGCACUGAAGAACUGAAACAACAGUUUGAUCAGGAAAUAAAAGUAAUGGCAAAGUGUCAACAUGAAAAUCUAGUAGAACUGCUUGGUUUUUCGAGUGAUGGCGAUGAUCUCUGCUUAGUGUAUGUCUACAUGCCCAACGGUUCAUUGCUAGACAGAUUGUCUUGCUUGGAUGGUACUCCACCACUUUCUUGGCACAUGAGAUGCAAGAUUGCUCAGGGUGCAGCUAAUGGCAUCAGUUUUUUACAUGAAAACCAUCAUAUUCAUAGAGAUAUUAAAAGUGCAAAUAUCUUAUUAGAUGAAGACUUCACUGCCAAAAUAUCUGACUUUGGGCUUGCACGGGCUUCUGAGAAGUUUGCCCAGACAGUCAUGACCAGCAGGGUUGUAGGCACCACAGCUUACAUGGCACCUGAAGCUCUGCGAGGAGAAAUAACACCCAAGUCCGACAUCUAUAGCUUUGGUGUGGUUUUAUUGGAAAUAAUAACUGGACUUCCAGCUGUGGAUGAAAAACGUGAACCUCAGUUAUUACUGGAUAUUAAAGAAGAAAUCGAAGAUGAAGAAAAGACAAUUGAAGAUUAUAUUGAUGUGAAGAUAAAUGAUGCUGAUUCCACUUCAGUUGAAACUAUGUACUCUGUUGCUAGUCAAUGUCUGCAUGAAAAGAAAAAUAGGAGACCAGAUAUUAAGAAGGUUCAACAGCAGCUGCAAGAGAUAACAGCUUCCUAAAACUUUAGACUCUUUAACUUUUUAUAUACAGCUAUCUACACUAUUUUUAAAAUUAUCUUUUUGCUAAGCCUUCUUUAUCUUUAUCAAGGCAGCAUGGGACAAUGCAGUGGUUAUUGAAGCAUGUAUUGAAUCUAACAAAUCAAAGUAGUGCCAUCAUAUCAACACUUAGCUCUACUCACUUAGUGCCAACCUGGGAUUCGCAUUAAUCCCUAAAACAUUUCCUUCAAACAUCACCAAACACAGUUGGAAAACUUACAGCACUGGGCUGAAAGACGCUGGUCUGAAGGCCAACUGACCCCACUACUAACCUGCUGAAAACUGGACAAACUCUUAGCUCCCUUGAGCCUUGUUUUUCUGUCUAUAACAUUGGAUAAAUACCCACUGUGCUUCCCUGACAGUCAUGAAAAUAAGUGAUGCAAAAUAUACAUUUUGUAAAUAUUAAAGUGAUACAACAUUUAAAGUUUCUAGAUGCAGUUAUAAAAUCAUGUUCACAUUAUUUGCAACAUUCACCACAAAGCAAGUAUCAACUAAUGACAUGCCAAUGAUGAUAUAACCAUUGUUAGCCUGUAUUAUACAGCAAAGUUAAAAGGAUUUUGCAGGUGCAGUUAAGGGCCUAAUCAGCUGACUUUGAGUAUCAAAAGGCAAACUGUGUAGAAUAAGGCCUGGGGGAAUCAGGUGUACCCUGACAGAAAGUUGAGAGAUUCUCCUGUGGGCCUUGAAGUAGUGAGUACCCUGGUAUGAGAGGUCCACACCAGCCAGAACCUACAGGAGUCGCAAGCAGAUGAGAGCUACCCUCCAACUCCAGCCAACAGGAAACAAAUAUGGCCUCAGUUGUACAACCCAAGGACGGAAGCCUGCCAGCAGGCUGAAAGGACUAAGAAUACUGCAACUUUCUGAUGAUACCGCAGUCCUGGAUGACAACUACAUUUCCAUUGUGUGAGAUGCUCAGCAUAAGACCUGUUUGAGAUAUGCCAGGACCUCUGCCAUACUGAACUGUGAAAUAAUAAAUGAGUUGCAUUAAGCAACUGAA